AUGGUCACCCUCCUCCCCUCCCUCUGGCCAUGCCCAGAUCUCAAGAAAGUCUCUCUCCACGCCCCCGAGAGCCUGUCUUCGUGGUUCAACAUGCCGUUCUCUACCUACCUCGUCCAGGCCUCCGUCGCGGCCCUGCUCGUCGUCCUCGGCGUCCACAUGCAGACCACCGCCGCCCAGGUAACGCCGCCGACCUGCACAAACGUCGACCAGCCGAACCCCCUCUGGGCCCAGCACCCGAACAACGCUACCGGCGUGCUCAACGUCACCAUGGCCAUCUUCCCGAUCCCCAUGGCCGCCGCGCGCCAGAUGGUCCCCUUCGCCAUCUUGGAAAACAACCUCCGCGCCGUGAUGCCAGACUUCCCCGCCGGCAUGUACCCUGUCGUCGUCCAGGCCGGACACGACCACGACAUCCGCUUCCAGGACUUUGGCAUUCCUGACUUCAGUAAAGCUGGAUACGAGUUCCCCUUCCUGGACCUCCUCGGCGACGGCACGUCCAACUUCCGCUGGGCCCCGGAGCAGCUCAUCUCGGAAACCAACCCCGCCGCCGUCACCGGCUCCCAGGCCUACGGCACCACCGUCCACGCCGCGACCUUCGCCCCGGACUGCAACGCCUACAGCGCCCUCUCGACUUGCACCGGCAGCACCUACUUCAACGGCUCCUCCGCCGUCGGGGACAAGCGCAUCUCCCUCACCAUGCGCCGCGCCGCCGACCAGAUCCCGUACACGCUGUCCAUGUUCGACAGCAUCAUCAACCAGCCCAUCUUCGCCAACGGCACCGCCUGCGAUCAACAGAUCCGACUCUUCAACACCUCCCUGUCCCAGGGCGCCUUCGCGCCCGUCCCCGUGCGCGGCUCCGUCCGCUCCAGCCUGGGGCCCUUCCCCGCCGACGCGGCGUUUGGGGAUGUGGCCGGCUUCCAGGUCGCGACGCCGUUCAUCGAGAACAACUACCUCCCGUGCGAUAUGUUUAGAGGAUACAACCCGGUUAAGACCACUUGA
Messenger RNA from Colletotrichum siamense, 996 nucleotides. RefSeq lists its product as uncharacterized. The record is from RefSeq and is a predicted model, not a curated record. NCBI's taxonomy places the organism in Eukaryota, Fungi, Ascomycota, Sordariomycetes, Glomerellales, Glomerellaceae. The coding region runs from base 1 to 996 and encodes 331 amino acids. The transcript is spliced from 2 exons.